CCACAGUCUAGAGCGCCUAGCAUUUCACCACGUACUACGAAUCUAGCUAGCUCCUCGAUCGCUCCUCUCAUGGCGUCCAGCUCGAGCGCGUUGAGGAUGCCCGCGGCGGUGUGCGCCGUGCUCGUCCUGCUGCUGCUGUCCGCCGUCUCGCGCUGCGAGGCCGACCUCCUGCAGGUAACGGUGGCCGGCGGCCGGAGAAUGCUGGCCGGUGGGAGCAAUGCCGCCGCCGCCUUCUCGCGGCCGACGGAGACGACUGCCGGGAGUAGCUCGUGGCGGGCAGCAGAUGGGAGGGCGACGGCGGCGAUGCCGUACUCUGAGUCGAAGAGGUCCAGCCCCGGCGGCCCGGACCCUCAGCACCACUAA
Molecule: messenger RNA, 363 nt
Organism: Triticum aestivum (bread wheat)
Lineage: Eukaryota; Viridiplantae; Streptophyta; Magnoliopsida; Poales; Poaceae
Exons: 1
Coding region: 70-363 (97 amino acids)
Molecular function (GO): receptor serine/threonine kinase binding
Source: RefSeq, a predicted model, not a curated record